Molecule: messenger RNA, 408 nt
Organism: Penicillium salamii
Lineage: Eukaryota; Fungi; Ascomycota; Eurotiomycetes; Eurotiales; Aspergillaceae
Source: the annotation of a GenBank genome assembly
AUGACAACAACAACUUUUUUUUUAUUUUUAAUUCCUGUAUUAGGUAUUAUAUUAUUAUUAGUUAAUUUAAUACUUUCACCCCAUAAUCCAUAUCAAGAAAAAGAUAGUGCAUUUGAAUGCGGAUUUCAUUCAUUCUUAGGUCAAAAUAGAACACAAUUUAGCAUCUCUUUUUUUAUAUUUGCUUUAUUGUUUUUAUUAUUUGAUUUAGAAAUUUUAUUGGUAUACCCUUAUGUUGUUAGUGCUUACACUAAUGGUAUAUAUGGUUUAUUAAUUAUGUUAGUCUUUUUUGUUAUUUUAACUCUAGGUUUCGUAUUUGAACUAGGUAAAAAUGCAUUAAAGAUAGAGAGUAGACAAGUAUUCAAUUUUAACAUUAAAUCUUGGAACGGUUAUAGCUUAAUAUAUAAAUAA